GCGCGGCAGGCUGCGCGAACAAUAUAAAAAUCGAACCAAAUGUUAUCCGACGCAAAUCUAUAAUCGUCGUCCCUUAUAAAUGUCAGCUUCGUCUGAAACAAACGCGAAAAAUAUGCCGAAGGACACGGAAUUAGUAAAUAAAAACAUAAAUAUAGCGACUAAAAGUGAUACUAUGAAUAGUUUAAUUGAUAAAAACAAUACCAAAAGUGUGAGUGAUUCAGAAACGAUAAUAAAAGUUAAAAGUGUUAUUCCCAGAAAAAGACAGGAACUACUGAAAUGGUAUGGCUGGGGGUACAAAGAUUCAAUGUUCAAACUGGAAGACGGUCACGCCACUUUUACGGGCAACAGAUACUUAAUCGGUGGUAAGACUCUACCACAUUGCCUUCAAUGGGUUAAUGAAAAUUUCAACGUGGAUGUAAACAAAACUCCGAAGAUUCCACAGUUACCUGACUCGUAUACAAAAAGCAGACUACCUGAUAACGUUAGACAGGAGUUGGAGAAGAUCGCUCUCGUCAGUGUGGACGGUUUGGACAGAUUGAUCAGAGCACACGGACAGACGCUCAAAGAUAUAUCAUUGUUAAGAAGUAACAGCUUCAAGAGAAUACCUGAUGCUGUAAUAUGGCCUGAAAGCCACGAACAAGUGGUACAAAUCGUGCAGUGCGCGUCCCGGCUUCGUUUCGUGAUCAUCCCGUUCGGCGGCGGCACGUCGGUAUCUGGCGCGAUUACCUGUCCUGCAGACGAGCCGCGACCGAUAGUCGUACUGGAUACGAGCGAUAUGAACUCCAUACUCUGGAUGGAUAAAGAACAAUUGCUGGCUAGAGUACAGGCUGGUAUCGUAGGCCAGGAUUUAGAGCGAGAGAUGCGUGCCCGAGGGUUCACAGUGGGCCAUGAACCAGAUUCCUACGAGUUCUCAACGUUGGGAGGAUGGGUUGCUACACGCGCUAGUGGUAUGAAGAAGAACACGUACGGGAAUAUUGAGGAGCUGGUGGUGCAGACUAAGGUGGUGACACCAACAGGGGUGAUAGAGAAGAGCUGCCGCGUGCCGCGCAUCUCUUGCGGCCCAGACUGGGAGCACGUCGUCAUGGGCUCAGAGGGAUGUCUCGGUGUCGUCACUGAGGUGACGCUAAAGAUCCGCCCUCUGCCGGCGGUGGUGCGGUACGGGUCGCUGGUGUUCCCCGACUGGGAGUCAGGCUUCAAGUUCGAGAGGGAGGUGGCUCGCCAGCGACUGCAGCCCUCCAGUAUACGACUCAUGGAUAAUGAACAGUUUCGUUUCGGUCACGCGGUUAAGGCGGAAUCGUCUUGGGGUGGUGUGAUUUUGGACGGGCUGAAGAAGUUUUACAUAACUUGCAUCAAGGGCUUCGACCCUCACAAGCUGUGUGUGGUGACGCUGCUGAUGGAGGGCAGCAGCGACCAGGUCAGCGACAGAGAGAAGAAACUGAACGCUAUUGCUGCACUGUUCGGGGGUAUACCGGGGGGCGCUAAGAAUGGAGAGGUCGGGUACACGUUGACCUUCGUCAUUGCUUAUAUACGGGACCUGGCGCUGGAGUACGACAUAGUGGCGGAGUCGUUCGAGACGUCGGUGCCGUGGGACCGCGCGCUCGCUCUCUGCGACAACACGAAGCGCCGCGUGCGACACGAGUGCGCCCGCAGGCACAUCCACCGCUUCCUCAUCUCCUGCCGCCUCACUCAGACUUACGAUGCGGGAUGCUGCAUCUACUUCUACUUCGGGUUCAACAGCGCGGGAUGUUCAAUAUCCCAUCAUCACGGUGUAGGCAAGUUGCGUAAGAAGUGGUAUGAACAGACAGUGAGCUCGCCAGGUCGCAGGCUGCUGCUGGCGGCCAAGCAGGCGCUAGAUCCAGACAAUAUAUUUGCCUUAGGCAAUAUGGCAUUCGAUGAAUACACACCCGAACACAUCGUCAACAGUAAAUUAUAAUUUAAAUAUAAUUAAUGAAUACGUCAAUUAUAAUUUUUUACACACUAUUUUGGAUGCAGUAAGGGGGCGUCCAUAAAUUACAUGAGGUGUUGAAGGGGGAGGAGGGGGUCGAGUCAAAUCUCAUCUAAUCUUACGUUGGGGGGGGGGAGUCUGGACAAAUAUCACGCAAUUUUUUUUCUGAUUGAAACAAAACAAGCAAAAGCACGAAGCAUUUUUUUUACAAUAACAAUCCAACGUGUCAACGCAAGAAACUCACAUUUUGACAAAUCUCACGUGAGAUUGGGGGAUGUGGUUGAAUAAAAUCUCACGACAUCUCACCAGGUGGAGGGAGGGGCAGAAAAUUUAAAAAAACACCUCACGUACUUUAUGGACGCCCCCUAACAAUGGGGAGAAAAAUUUACCGCUCUAAGUAGAUGACGCCGGUGGCAAGAGGUAGUCAUCUGUCAAGGUUUUUAUACGUCAUUUUAACAAAUUAAAAAAAAAUGUGUUCUUUAUUGUCUGUGCCAUAAUUAAAAAAGAACAUUAAUGCUGGAAAAAGCCAUUUUUGUUAUAAAAACGUGAACUAUUUUCAAAAAUUACUUAUUUUUGAUUUUUUCAGUGAAAUUUGACAGAAGUCAUUGCUAUGACUACAGACCACAGAGUACUUUGCACUUUAUAUAUAAAGUGUUUUUUGUAUAUCUGUGGUACAUUUAGUGCUACUCUUGAUUAUGCUGACAUCUAUAGUAAG
This is a messenger RNA of Papilio xuthus (Asian swallowtail), 2660 nucleotides long. RefSeq names its product alkyldihydroxyacetonephosphate synthase (gene Agps). Gene Ontology annotation, biological process: lipid biosynthetic process. The transcript is spliced from 11 exons. The record is from RefSeq and is a predicted model, not a curated record. Gene Ontology annotation, molecular function: FAD binding; alkylglycerone-phosphate synthase activity. Gene Ontology annotation, cellular component: peroxisome. Bases 80 to 1933 code for a protein of 617 amino acids. NCBI's taxonomy places the organism in Eukaryota, Metazoa, Arthropoda, Insecta, Lepidoptera, Papilionidae.